Molecule: messenger RNA, 2613 nt
Organism: Paramisgurnus dabryanus
Lineage: Eukaryota; Metazoa; Chordata; Actinopteri; Cypriniformes; Cobitidae
Product: guanylate-binding protein 4-like
Molecular function (GO): GTP binding; GTPase activity
Source: RefSeq, a predicted model, not a curated record
ACGCGUUUGCAGUCUCAGGGGUUUGCAUAGCACUUCAACUGCCGCAAGUGGUGGGCUGUAUAUCUGGGACUCGUACGCUUCGUUACGGAGCUGCGAGGGAAAGAUGCAUUAUUCUGCAUCGACAACAUUGCAACUGUUGGGUAUUUCAACCAUCAAGGCGGUUUUGCGCUCUCGUCACCUGUCACAUCUCCCCCUUCAUCCUUUGAGCACAUGGCAGGUUUAGGUGAUUUAUCGCAAGCGGUAUCUAACACCAUUACUGCAGUGCGAGCCCUGUCUACUAAACACGUGUACACGCUUAAAUAGCGUAGGCGAAGACCCCUGAGAAUGCCCAUUAAUGUUGUGCUUUCAUACCUUCAACUCGGUUGAAUGGUAGGCUGUCACCCUCCACCAUUAAAGUUGACGUUACCGGGAUAUCUGCUCAUCACUCUUUAAUAAACGACAAAUCGGUCAGCCAGCACGACCUAGUUAUUAGGGUUUUAAGAGGAGCUCGAAGGCUGCAUCCUUCGCGCCCUCCCUCUAUUCCUCCUUGGGACCUGUCCAUGGUGCUGAAAGCUCUGCAGGAAAAUCCAUUUGAGCCUCUGCAGUCGGUGAGUCUAAGUUUUUCACAAUGAAAGCUCUGACCCUUCUCGCAUUGGCCUCCGUUAAGAGGGUAGGGGACCUACAUGCAUUCCCCAUCGACGAUUCGUGCCUUCAGUUUGGUCCUCCGCUCUCGAGUGUAACACUCAGACCCAGACCAGGCUAUGUGCCCAAAGUUCCCACCACUCCUUUCAGAGAUCAGGUGGUGAGCUUGCAAGCGCUGCCCCCGGAGGAGGCAGACCCAACCAUGGCUUUAUUAUGUCCCGUACGCACGCUGCGCCUCUACGUGGAUCGCACACAAAGCCUCAGGACCUCAGACCAGCUCUUUGUCUGUUACGGUGGUCACCAGAGAGGGAAAGCUGUCACUAAGCAAAGGAUGUCUCAUUGGAAUGUAGACACUAUCCUUGCUUAUAAUCUGCAGGGCACCCCAUGUCCAUUUAAAUUGAGAGCUCACUCCACUACUCUAUAGUAUGGAAGUUUGCAGUUUCGGACACAGCCAGUGUCAACCUAGAAAGUUUUGAACUUGGGAAAAAGGUAACAGGACAGAAAAUAAUGGAGCUUUAUCUCAACCCAGCAAGCAAUAGUCGCCCUUUUACCAUUUAAGUUAAUUAGUGUUCUGAUAUAGUCCGGCUUUGAGUAACCCACUUCUAAAUAAACUUAACUUUGGUUACAUGUGAUUUUUGCCCAAAUAACUUUUUGAUAUUCCAUAAGCAAAGUGAACAGUGAUUACAAGCUGUUUGGUUUCAUUUAUUUGUUUUUAUUUGUUUUUGGGCUAUGGUUUGACAUCUAUAAAAUUUUCACUUACAACCCAAAUUUUGCAUUGUUUUUGCUUAGACGUCUGGGCUCUGUUUGGACAACUAUUAGACGUCUGGUAAACUCAAAAUCACUUGUUGGGAAAUGGCCAUGGAUAAGCCAGUUUGCCUCAUUGAGACAGAGUCAGAUGGGAAGCUGUGUGUACAGCAGUCAGCACUCCAGAUCCUGCUGAAGAUCGAGCAGCCAGUGGUGGUGGUGGCUGUGGUCGGUCUCUAUCGCACCGGGAAAUCCUACCUGAUGAAUCAACUUGCAGGAAAACAAACAGGAUUUGCCCUGGGCAGUACAAUUGAGUCCAAGACGAAGGGCAUCUGGAUGUGGUGUGUGCCACACCCCAUUGAAAAAGAAACCACUCUGGUGCUGCUGGACACUGAGGGACUCGGAGACGUCGAUAAGGGGGACUCAAAGCAUGAUGCCAACAUCUUCUGUCUGGCUGUGUUACUGAGCAGCACUCUGGUAUACAACAGUCAAGGAACGAUUAACAACAAUGCUAUUGAAGAGCUGCACUAUGUUACUGAACUAACAGACUGCAUUAAAGUCAAAUCAUCAAACAAGAAUGUUGACGAGUCAAUCGAGUUUGUGAGCUUCUUCCCUAGUUUCAUCUGGGCUGUAAGAGACUUCACCCUUGAGCUAGAGAUUGAUGGCAAAGAUGCAACAGAAAAUGAAUACCUAGAAUUUGCUCUCAAGCUGAAACAUGGCACUGGGAAUAAUGUGACAAAGUACAACCUACCCAGGGAGUGCAUCCAAAAAUUCUUCCCUUCAAGGACAUGCUUCACUUUCCCAUUUCCAACUGCUCCUAAGAAUGUAUCUCGCCUGGAGAGCUUAAAUACUGCUGACCUUGAACCUGACUUCCUGAAGGUCACAGAUCGUUUCUGCAAGUUUGUCUUUCAGGAGAGCCAGACGAAGACGCUGAAAGAAGGAUACACAGUCACUGGCAGGGUUCUGGGUAAUCUUGCAAAAACAUACGUGGACACCAUCUCUAGUGGGUCUGUGCCAUGUCUGGAGAACGCUGUGAUCGCUAUGGCAACGAUUGAGAAUGAGGCUGCAGUGAAAGAAGGGCUUGAGGUCUACAAGAGUGGAAUGGAGAAGCUGAAGAACUCCUUUCCCUUGGAACUGAAGGAUGUGUCCUCAGAACACCAACAGCUCAGCAACCUGGCAACACAAACCUUCAUGAAGCGUUCAUUCAGGGACACUGAUGGGACGUACCUAAACUCUCUUAAGGUAUGA